This is a messenger RNA of Lasiosphaeria miniovina, 1567 nucleotides long. RefSeq lists its product as uncharacterized. The record is from RefSeq and is a predicted model, not a curated record. The coding region runs from base 104 to 1438 and encodes 444 amino acids. The transcript is spliced from 7 exons. Lineage: Eukaryota; Fungi; Ascomycota; Sordariomycetes; Sordariales; Lasiosphaeriaceae.
CAGCCCUAGGCCAACCCCCCCCUAAUCAGUUGGAGCUUCUUCCACUCUCUCCCCUGAGACCCUUUUCUUUCAUCGCCCAUGCGCCAGCGAGCCACACCCCAACAUGGAAGCUUUCGUGACAGAGGCCUUCGCUUUGCUCGGCAUUGGCCUGCUCAUGAUAGGCCUUCGGUCGUAUGUCAGAAUCACGACCGUCGGCUUCAAAGGUCUCCAGGCCGAUGACUACCUCAUGUUUCUUGCAGCAGUCGUCUACUCCAUCGAAACUGCGCUUGCUUAUUCCGUGGGAGCUUACUGGAAAGGCCUCGCCAAUAAUGCCAUGGCUGACGAGCAACGGCGGCUGCUCGACCCCGCCAGCGAGGAGUACAGGUUGCGAGUCAACGGCUCCAAGACACAGGUCGCUGGAUGGUCAACCUACACCUUGCUACUGUGGACCCUCAAGGCCGCAAUGUGCACUUUCUACCUCAGACUUACGGAGGGCCUCGAAUUCAGAAACAGGAUCUACAUCGGAUUCGGUCUCAUAGUGUCGACGUGGCUGGCUGUGUUAUUCUCUAUCCUCUUCGGUUGCCAUCCUUUGGAAAAGAACUGGCAGAUUUACCCCGACCCGGGCAAUUUCUGCCAACCCGCCAUCUCAAAGAUCGACAUAUUUGUCACUGUUGUCUUGAACGUCCUUACCGACCUUUAUCUAAUGAGCAUUCCAAUUCCCAUGCUUUGGCGGUCGUCAAUGAAGCCUCUGAGAAAGGCGGGCCUCAUUUUGCUCUUCUCUGGAGGCGCCUUUGUGACCAUGGCGGGCAUUCUCCGAUGUGUGCUCAUUAUCACGGAUCCGGUCAACGGGGCUCAGCAGGCAGGAUCCUGGGCAGUUCGUGAAACUUUCGUGGCGGUGGUGACGAGUAACCUGCCCAUGGUCUUCCCGCUCAUCAAUCGGUGGGGCCGUCCGUUGAUCGGGUCGUUGCGCUCAUUCUCCUCCAAGGCAGGCAAGUUGUCAGGUCUCUCGCGCAGCGGCGACCCUCAGUCUGGUGCCUUCAGACUUCAGGAUAACCACCAGCGUCGCGGUCCCCGGAGCGUAAACCCGAUCACAGACUUCACAUUCAACGACAGCGAGGAGCGCAUCAUCGACCACCAAAGUGAACUACGCGAGCCGGGUCAGAAACAGGCGGCGAUUGAAACCGAGACGAACCUCGAGGCGGGUACCGCGAGACGCUCUGUUGGAAUUGGACCUGGACUAGGUGCAGGUGCCGGGUCAGGAGGCAUCUUGAAGGAGACGUCGUUGCAGGUGACGGAGAUGCGGAAGAGUCGCAGCGACUUCUCGACUGACGAUCGAGACAUCGGGGAUUAUUAUCUGGUCCAGCAAUCGAGAAAAAGCUCCGAGGCGCAGCCACGGCCUAAAACGCACAAAAAGGUUAAACACUCAAGCCAUAGCUUCAGCCUCGGCAAAAGAAGCUGAGGCAGCAACUCGGGGAUUUAUGGGGCGCGAGGUGCACACAGCACAGUCGAGGAAAUAUUUCGCAGCCGCGAAUGUCGGGCCGACCGGGCAGCCGGGUUCGUGGAUUUCGGGUCUGGACCGCCACUUUGU